Messenger RNA from Oryza brachyantha (malo sina), 1289 nucleotides. Its product is annotated as protein IN CHLOROPLAST ATPASE BIOGENESIS, chloroplastic. The coding region runs from base 130 to 1167 and encodes 345 amino acids. NCBI's taxonomy places the organism in Eukaryota, Viridiplantae, Streptophyta, Magnoliopsida, Poales, Poaceae. The record is from RefSeq and is a predicted model, not a curated record. The transcript is spliced from 11 exons.
CCAUCCACAGCACCUGAGCUGAGGCCGCCUCGUCGAGCCGCGCCGCCGCAACCGCAACCGCAAAGCGGAUAGGAUCAUAGGAGAUUAGGAGGAGGAGGAGGACCGGAGGAGAUCGACGAGGUCGCUGAGAUGAGGCCCGCGGUGAGCAGGGCCGCCUUCGCCUCCGUGCUGCUGGCGCCGCGCGCGGUCGGGGUCGCCGCCCGCUGCGCCUCCUCCUCCUCGGCCGCCUCCCCGUCGGUCGCCGCCGCCACGUAUGAUCAUGCGUCGUUUAUCAAGGAGGUCGCCGCGACCGAUCCGCCCGAGCAUCUCAACUCGUUGCUGAAUGUGCUCCAGGCACGAGGUGAAAAGUUAGUUUCUCCAGGGGCGAAAAGAGGCCUGAUUCCACUUGUUGUUCCUUUAUCAGAAAGUCCAGCAGGCAAUUUAACAUCACUACUGAGAUGGCCGACUGCUCCUAGUGGGAUGGAAAUGCCUGUAGUGGAAGUACGUAAUUAUGGGCUAUGGCUUUUGGCUAAGAAUGUGAACCAAUAUAUUCACAGAAUGCUCGUGGAGGCUGAUGUCACCACUGAUAACACUGAUGAUUUAUGGUCUGCUGUGGGGGCCGCUGGUAAAAACCUUUACACAAAAGGUGAUUUCAAAGAGUCGCAGAUGGCAGAUCUUGAUGCCUAUUUGUUGAAGAAGGUCGGCCUCUUUCCAGAUGUUAUAGAGAGAAAAACAUCACGCCAUUUCGAAAAAGGAGAUUACGUCUCAGCUCUGAUUACUGGAGAAUUCUACACUAGAGAUCAAUUUCCCGGAUUUGGAAGGCCCUUUGUGUUCAACGCAGAAAUUUUAAAAAGAGUUGGGCGUACAACUGAAGCCAAAGAUUCAGCUCGAGUGGCUUUGAAGUCACCAUGGUGGACACUGGGCUGCAGUUACGAAGAGGCUGCUGAGUUAGCUGGGUGGGAGGAUGAGCAGAUUGAGUUUAUAAGAGAGAAGGUAACUGAGGAGGGCAAGCGCGACGAUCUGAAGAAAGGAAAAGCUCCAGAGCAGGUGGUUCUUGACGAGGCAGCAUUUCUAAUGGAUUUGGCAUCGGUGGAUGGUAAUUGGGACGAUGUUGUUGAUCGAAUCGCUGGAUGUUACAGAGAAGCUGGACUUGAUGACAUUGCGAAGUUUAUUGCUUACAGGGAAUAGUUGUUUAUAGUAACUUUGUAUUCCUUCUGAAUUAAAACACUCUUGUCUUUUUACUUUUACUUAUAAAAUCAAAUUUUAAAUUUUCAACCUUAAAUUUGGAGUUGAUUUUAAGGAUUUCUUUU